GAAGAAACACCAAGGUAGGUUGCCUAGGGAUCCUGAGGAAGCUGAUGUGUUAUUCCUUCUCUGCAUCGAAGGAUCAGGAAGUUUGUAAUCUCUGCGUGGCUGAGAAGUUUUUUUUACCUACUAGGACGUGGGGGAACAGGUGUCCCCCUAAAAUAGAGCGCAGGCUGCUGUUUGUGUCCGGCUGUAACCCAGGAGUAACGUCAGAAACAGCUGAGAAUGACCACUUUAACUCACCGGGCCCGUCGCACUGAAAUAGGCAAGAACUCUGAAAAGAAGGUGGAAAGUGAGGAAGACACUAAUCAAGACAGGAGUCCAGACAAUGAAGAUUCUGGUGACUCUAAGGAUAUUCGCCUCACACUUAUGGAAGAAGUAUUGCUCCUGGGACUAAAAGAUAAAGAGGGUUACACAUCUUUCUGGAAUGACUGCAUAUCAUCUGGCCUGCGAGGGGGUAUCCUGAUAGAGCUGGCAAUGCGGGGUCGAAUCUAUCUGGAACCCCCCACAAUGCGUAAGAAGCGACUACUGGACAGAAAGGUACUUCUAAAGUCAGAUAGCCCAACAGGGGAUGUUUUGCUGGAUGAAACUCUCAAACACAUCAAAGCAACUGAACCCACAGAAACCGUCCAGACGUGGAUAGAGCUACUCACAGGUGAGACAUGGAAUCCCUUCAAAUUACAGUACCAGCUGAGAAAUGUAAGAGAGCGAAUUGCAAAGAACCUAGUAGAAAAGGGUAUUCUAACCACUGAGAAGCAGAAUUUCCUCCUAUUUGACAUGACUACUCAUCCAGUGACCAAUACAACAGAGAAACAGCGACUAGUGAAAAAACUUCAAGAUAGUGUCCUAGAGCGGUGGGUAAAUGACCCUCAGCGUAUGGACAAGCGAACACUAGCACUCCUGGUGCUAGCCCACUCCUCUGACGUGCUAGAGAAUGUCUUCUCCUCUCUGACAGAUGACAAGUAUGAUGUGGCAAUGAAUCGAGCCAAGGACCUAGUAGAACUGGACCCCGAAGUGGAGGGGACAAAGCACAGUGCCACAGAGAUGAUCUGGGCUGUGCUGGCAGCCUUUAAUAAAUCCUAAAGCCAGUGGAUGGGUUUCUUCUUUUUCCCCUGCUGGCUGGUGACUGUCAGAGACACCACACUGAGUUUUGUGUGAUGAGAUGUUUUUCAUCAUUUCUUUUUUCCUUCUCUUGAAUGAGACUUGUGAUUUGGGGAUAGCAGCUUCAGCGCUUCUCCAUAAACUUUAGCCAUUGUAAACAUACUUUAUUUCUUCUUAUUUUUCCACUACAGAGGUGAAUAAACUAGGUCAAUCCACAUAUAUCCAAUAAUCAUUUUCUCUCAUUUCUUGGUUUACUUCCAUCAGUAUGCUUUUGGAUAAGCAGGAAUAUCUAAGUGGGAUUUGGAGUUCUCCGGUCAGAAAAUGUGAAUGAGAUCUAGAGCAAACCAUUUAUUAAAUCUUUUAAAGUUUGUU
Enhydra lutris kenyoni (northern sea otter) is the source of this 1464-nucleotide messenger RNA. RefSeq names its product golgi phosphoprotein 3 like. The record is from RefSeq and is a predicted model, not a curated record. Gene Ontology annotation, biological process: Golgi to plasma membrane protein transport; Golgi organization; retrograde vesicle-mediated transport, Golgi to endoplasmic reticulum. Gene Ontology annotation, molecular function: phosphatidylinositol-4-phosphate binding. The transcript has 5 exons. Gene Ontology annotation, cellular component: cytosol; trans-Golgi network; Golgi cisterna. Lineage: Eukaryota; Metazoa; Chordata; Mammalia; Carnivora; Mustelidae. Bases 217 to 1074 code for a protein of 285 amino acids.